This is a messenger RNA of Cheilinus undulatus (humphead wrasse), 1422 nucleotides long. It is a transcript of the gene gdap1, whose product is annotated as ganglioside induced differentiation associated protein 1. The transcript has 6 exons. Lineage: Eukaryota; Metazoa; Chordata; Actinopteri; Labriformes; Labridae. Gene Ontology annotation, cellular component: mitochondrial outer membrane. The record is from RefSeq and is a predicted model, not a curated record. Gene Ontology annotation, biological process: mitochondrial fission; mitochondrial fusion. The coding region runs from base 1 to 1089 and encodes 362 amino acids.
AUGGCGUCCGAAAGCAGCUCUGUCGAGACCCAAGAUGAGAAAGCAGCCCUCCUGGAGAAGAGCUCAGAACAAGAUGUGCAGCAGCAAUGCAGUACAGCUGCGAAACAAAGCGAGUCAAAGUUAACGCUUUACCACUGGACGCAGUCUUUUAAUUCUCAGAAGGUGCGUCUGGCCAUAGCAGAGAAAGGUUUGCAAUGUGAGGAAUAUGACGUGAGUCUACCCCUCAGUGAACACAACGAGCCCUGGUUUAUGCGUCUGAAUCCAACGGGCGAAGUGCCGGUCCUAGUCCACAAUGAUAAUGUCAUCUGUGACCCAACGCAGAUCAUGGACUACCUUGAGCAAAAUUUCAAUGAAGGCACUCCAAAGCUCAUUCCUGAAGAAGGCAGUACAUACUAUCACAGAGUCCAGCACUACAGAGAGCUGCUGGACUCUCUACAGAUGGAUGCCUACACCCAUGGCUGCAUCCUCCACCCUGAGAUCACAGUGGACUCGCACAUACCUGCGUAUGCAGCUACUUGUAUACGAACACAGAUUGGGAACACGCAAACUGAGCUGAAGAAACUGGCAGAGCAGAACCCAGAGCUCAAGGAUGCAUAUGUAGCAAAACAGAGGCGCUUGAAGUCCAAAUUAUUCGACCAUGACAACAUGAAGUACCUGAAGAAGCUUCUGGAUGAACUGGAGAGUGUGAUGGACCAAGUGGAGACUGAGCUGCAGAGAAGGGUGGAAGAAACUCCAGAAGAAGGCAGUCAGUCCUGGCUGUGCGGCGAGUUCUUCAGCAUGGCUGAUGUCUCUCUUGCUGUCACCUUACACCGCCUCAAGUUCCUCGGCCUCUCCCGCCGCUACUGGGGCAACGGUAACCGUGUGAACCUGGAGACAUACUACGAGCGUGUGGUGGAACGUCCGGCUUUUAGGAGAGUGCUUGGCCAUGUCAACAACAUCCUCAUCUCUGCUGUGCUUCCUGUAGCAUUUCGUGUGGCGAGGAAGAAUGCACCAGUGAUUGUAGGCACCACUCUGUUGAUAGGUAUUCUGGGAGGGGCGACAUACCUCGCCUUUCUGUACAUGAAGAAGAGGCUGACUGUCUCCUGCUGAGGGAGCUGGGAGGGGUUAGAGUGGGUUUGGGUCUGGAUUGGGGACCAGGAUGAAGAAAAAUACAGCAUUAUAUGAGACAUGUCUAAUAAAGUUUAAAAACAUAAAGUCUUUAAUCUUUCAGCAGGCGUCUGUAAUAAGUCACUAAAUUAAAAUCUUUAUUUCUGUUUUGCUGGCUGCACAAAAAGCACUUUUAGUACUCCUUAAUGUUACUGCUCCAUUAGAUGUUUAAGGAUUGACUUAGAUGAUCAUUUUAGCCAUCUAUUUAUUGUUUUUGUUGCUCUGAAGCUAAACUCUCUCCUCAAGGACUUUGUGAAGAAAUUUUUAUUUGUGAGA